AUGAACGACCCCAAUGGCAUGUUCAUCGAUGCAGACGGAGUCUACCAUCUCUACUAUCAAUACAACCCCACCGGCCUUGUAGCUGGGAAUGUGCACUGGGGCCACGCAACAUCAGAGGAUCUCUACACCUGGACGAACCAAAAGAUUGCCCUCUUCCCUGACCGGCCUGGCGAGCAAAUCUUCAGCGGUUCCGCUGUGCUCGACCCCAACAACACCUCCGGCUUCUUUCCCAACCAGACAAACGGCGUCGUAGCCUUCUACACUCUGAGCACCGGCCCCGGCCAAGAGCAGGUCCAGGAGAUUGCGUACAGCUACGACAACGGCUACACCUUCACCAAGUACGCCGGCAACCCCGUCAUCUCCGUCGGCGCCCGCGAAUUCCGUGACCCCAAAGCCUUCUGGCACGCAGAGACCUCAUCCUGGGUCGUCGUGCUGGCCUUCAGCCAAGAAUUCGUAAUCUCAAUCUACACCUCCCCCAACCUAAUCGACUGGACCUUCGCCUCCAACUUCUCCAACGCCGGGCUAAUCGGGCUGCAAUACGAGUGUCCGAACCUGCUCCAGAUGCCCAUGGAAGGCUCCCACGAGCCCAUGUGGCUCAUGUACAUUUCCAUCAACCCCGGCGCACCUUACGGCGGCUCCAUCGGCGAGUACUUCCCCGGCCACUUCAACGGCACACACUUCACAGCCGUGGACGCCGUGGCACGGAUCGCCGACUUUGGGAAGGAUAACUACGCCGCGCAGUUCUUCUACGGUAUUCCGUCCAACGAGAACCAGAUCUCGAUCGCGUGGGCCAGCAACUGGCAGUACACGAACAACGUCCCUACCGAUACCGAGAACUUCCGCAGCGUCAUGAGCCUGCCGCGGUAUAACUACCUCACCAACGUGACCCGCAUCGGCUACCAGCUCGUCAGCGUGCCCUACAACCUCGGGCCGAUCUUUGAAUCCCAGCUGGCCGCGAACGACUCCCUGGGGAACGGCACCGUCUUCGUGGAUUACUCCGCUGUCGAGUCGGGGGCGUUGUACUUCGAGGCAAACGUCACCGGGCUCAGCGACAUGAGCAGUCUGCAGGGCAGUGUGAACUUCACCUUCUCGUCCUCCGUGUCCGGCGAGUCUGUGCGCGGCGGGACGGACCUGCUGGGCGGCACGACGUGGGUUGAUCGCGGCGAGACGCGCGGGUUCGACAAUCCCUACUUCACGGACAAGUUCUCCCACUCCGCUGUGUAUGAUGGAUCAGGGCUGUGGCGGAUCUCGGGCGUCAUUGAUAGAAGUAUUAUUGAGGUAUUUGUUAAUGGGGGCGAGCAGAGCGCGACAAAUACUUUUUAUCCGACUGCUCCGCUGGACACGAUGGCGUUGGGUGCGAGGGGGAUCAAUGCGACUGCGGAUGUUGCGGUGGCGGUUUGGAGUCUGAGGAGCACGUGGGCGCCGCAGCAGAAUGGUGAGGGGGUUGUGCUGGGGAAUGUUACGCAGACUAAUUCGGGGAUGAGGAGGACGCGCUGA
Molecule: messenger RNA, 1497 nt
Organism: Coniosporium apollinis CBS 100218
Lineage: Eukaryota; Fungi; Ascomycota; Dothideomycetes
Exons: 2
Coding region: 1-1497 (498 amino acids)
Biological process (GO): sucrose catabolic process
Cellular component (GO): fungal-type vacuole
Molecular function (GO): sucrose alpha-glucosidase activity
Source: RefSeq, a predicted model, not a curated record